Drosophila eugracilis is the source of this 1522-nucleotide messenger RNA. RefSeq names its product 26S proteasome regulatory subunit 7 (gene Rpt1). The transcript has a single exon. Lineage: Eukaryota; Metazoa; Arthropoda; Insecta; Diptera; Drosophilidae. The record is from RefSeq and is a predicted model, not a curated record. The coding region runs from base 122 to 1423 and encodes 433 amino acids. Gene Ontology annotation, biological process: proteasome-mediated ubiquitin-dependent protein catabolic process. Gene Ontology annotation, molecular function: proteasome-activating activity; ATP binding; ATP hydrolysis activity. Gene Ontology annotation, cellular component: proteasome regulatory particle, base subcomplex.
CAACUGUGCUUCUCCCACCUCUAUCUCAAAUUGUUCAGUCAUUCUCGCCGUAAAACAAAAGGAAAACAUAGUUUAAACUCAAUUUUUGACAUCGAAAUCAUACCAAUUGCAAUUAAACAAGAUGCCGGACUACCUGGGUGAUGACCAGCGCAAGGUGAAGCACGACGAGAAGGAGGACAAGGAGAUCAAGUCGUUGGACGAAGGAGAUAUUGAGCUGCUAAAGACCUAUGGCCAGAGCCAGUACCACAAGUCCAUCAAAAGCAUUGAGGAGGACAUCCAAAAGGCGGUCAAGCAGGUGAACGAGCUUACAGGAAUCAAGGAGAGCGAUACGGGCCUUGCGCCGCCCGCCCUCUGGGAUUUGGCCGCAGAUAAGCAAAUCCUGCAAAACGAGCAGCCCCUUCAGGUUGCCCGUUGCACCAAGAUCAUCAAUGCCGACUCUGAUGACCCGAAGUACAUAAUAAAUGUGAAGCAGUUCGCCAAGUUCGUAGUUGACCUGGCUGACUCCGUGGCACCUACCGACAUCGAGGAAGGAAUGCGCGUGGGAGUAGACCGUAACAAGUACCAGAUCCACAUUCCGCUUCCACCCAAGAUCGAUCCGACGGUUACCAUGAUGCAGGUGGAGGACAAGCCGGAUGUCACAUACAGCGAUGUCGGCGGCUGCAAGGAGCAGAUAGAGAAGCUGCGCGAGGUGGUGGAGACUCCGCUGCUGCAUCCUGAGAAAUUCGUCAACCUGGGCAUUGAGCCGCCAAAAGGAGUUCUCCUGUUCGGCCCACCUGGAACGGGAAAGACCUUGUGUGCCCGAGCAGUAGCCAACCGCACGGACGCCUGUUUCAUUCGGGUCAUUGGCUCCGAGCUGGUGCAGAAAUACGUAGGAGAGGGCGCUCGUAUGGUACGCGAACUCUUCGAGAUGGCGCGCUCCAAAAAGGCCUGUCUCAUUUUCUUCGACGAAAUCGACGCCAUCGGAGGAGCUCGGUUUGACGACGGAGCCGGUGGCGAUAACGAGGUGCAGCGCACCAUGUUGGAGCUGAUCAACCAGCUGGACGGUUUUGAUCCUCGCGGUAACAUCAAGGUGUUGAUGGCCACUAACAGACCCGACACCCUGGAUCCUGCGCUGAUGCGUCCUGGCCGCCUGGACCGAAAGGUGGAGUUCGGCCUGCCCGAUCAGGACGGUCGUUCGCACAUCUUCAAGAUCCACGCUCGUUCCAUGUCUGUGGAGCGUGACAUUCGAUUUGAUCUGCUGGCGCGUCUCUGUCCCAACUCGACAGGUGCUGAGAUCCGAUCGGUGUGCACGGAAGCGGGCAUGUUUGCCAUUCGGGCGCGUCGUAAGGUGGCUACCGAGAAGGACUUCCUCGAGGCCGUCAACAAGGUUAUCAAGAGCUACGCCAAGUUCAGCGCCACUCCCCGUUAUAUGACCUACAAUUAAGAUUAUUUUUAUUGGCACCAUUCUGUAUCCUCUGCGAGAAAAUUUGUAAUACAUCCUGCAGAUGGCAAUUCAUGAAAUAAAACAAAACCUAUACCUCCA